CUGCUCACAUUAACAGCAGCAUUAAUCUGGUGACAGAAGUCCGUCAGCUCCACCUUCUGCAAGAGUUCACACCUCUCACAUCAGUGCUCGGCGCAGUUCAAGAGUUUACACAGAAGCUCAUCGUUGAGAAAAGUCGCGGGGAAACUUGUCUGAAGAUGAUUUGAAGAUCGGCUGCUCGAGAAUAUAGCCUGUACGAUCCGUGAGAGAAGAUGGGAUGUCUUUCUAUCAAAACUGUUUGUAAGGGCACAGCGCUUCUGAUCUUUGUCCUUCUUCUGGGGUUGAAUGCGCAGACUAGCGUUACAGAUGUCCUAGCAGCUUCUGACACUACAAGCUAUUCUUUAACUGAGUCUCAAACAUCAGUUCCUACAAAUGUCCUAGCAGCUUCUGACACUACAAGCUCUUCUUUAACUGAGUCUCAAACAUCAGUUCCUACAACAGCUCCUGCAACUACAAGCUCUCCUUCAGCUGAGUCUCAAACAUCAGCUCCUUCAACAGCCUCUACCACUACAAGCUCUCCUUCAACUGAAACAUCAGCUCCUUCAAGACCAAAUGCGAUCGAGAAUCUCACAGUCACUGAAAUCUCCACAUCAUUUGUGCUUCUAAAAUGGGAAAAACAACUCAAAAUGGGGUCUUCCUUUAAAGUUCAAUGGACUGCUGAUGAAACAUAUGGGAAUGUAACAGUCACAGUCACAAAUGUAACGAUCAAUGGUCUGACUGCUGGAGUCAAUUACAAAUUUUGUGUCACAGUCGUUGCAGCAGACACAUCAACAGAAAGCAACUCUGUCUGUAUCUCAGCAUGGACCAAACCGGAUGUGAUCAGGGAUCUCAGAGUGACCAAUAUCACAACAUCAUCUGUGUUUCUGAGAUGGAAUGAACCAGGAGGAAAAAGAGAUUUCUUUAAAAUUCAAUGGACUGAUGAUAAAACAAAUAAAACUACUACUAAUACUUCCUAUAACAUCACUGAUCUGACUGCUGGAGUCAAUUACACAUUCUGCAUCACUGCUGUGGCAGCAAAUCAAUCAACAGAAGGAGAACCUGUCUGCAUCUCAAACUAUACCAAGCCAGAUGUGAUCAGGAAUCUCACAGUAAACAACAUCACAACAUCAUCUGUGUUUCUGACAUGGAAUGAACCAGGAGGAAAAAGAGAUUUCUUUAAAAUUCAAUGGACCGAUGAUAAAACAAACAGAAAUUCAACAACGAAUACUUUCUAUAACAUCACUGAUCUGACUGCUGGAGUCAGUUACAAAUUCUGCAUCACUGCUGUGGCAGCAGAUCAAUCAACAGAAGGAGAACCUGUCUGCAUCUCAAACUAUACCAAGCCAGAUGUGAUCAGGAAUCUCACAGUAAACAACAUCACAACAUCAUCUGUGUUUCUGACAUGGAAUGAACCAGGAGGAAAAAGAGAUUUCUUUAAAAUUCAAUGGACCGAUGAUAAAACAAACAGAAAUUCAACAACGAAUACUUUCUAUAACAUCACUGAUCUGACUGCUGGAGUCAGUUACAAAUUCUGCAUCACUGCUGUGGCAGCAGAUCAAUCAACAGAAGGAGAACCUGUCUGCAUCUCAAACUAUACCAAGCCAGAUGUGAUCAGGAAUCUCACAGUAAACAACAUCACAACAUCAUCUGUGUUUCUGACAUGGAAUGAACCAGGAGGAAAAAGAGAUUUCUUUAAAAUUCAAUGGACCGAUGAUAAAACAAACAGAAAUUCAACAACGAAUACUUUCUAUAACAUCACUGAUCUGACUGCUGGAGUCAGUUACAAAUUCUGCAUCACUGCUGUGGCAGCAGAUCAAUCAACAGAAGGAGAACCUGUCUGCAUCUCAAACUAUACCAAGCCAGAUGUGAUCAGGAAUCUCACAGUAAACAACAUCACAACAUCAUCUGUGUUUCUGACAUGGAAUGAACCAGGAGGAAAAAGAGAUUUCUUUAAAAUUCAAUGGACCGAUGAUAAAACAAACAGAAAUUCAACAACGAAUACUUUCUAUAACAUCACUGAUCUGACUGCUGGAGUCAGUUACAAAUUCUGCAUCACUGCUGUGGCAGCAGAUCAAUCAACAGAAGGAGAACCUGUCUGCAUCUCAAACUAUACCAAGCCAGAUGUGAUCAGGAAUCUCACAGUAAACAACAUCACAACAUCAUCUGUGUUUCUGACAUGGAAUGAACCAGGAGGAAAAAGAGAUUUCUUUAAAAUUCAAUGGACCGAUGAUAAAACAAAUAGAAAUUCAACAACGAACACUUUCUAUAACAUCACUGAUCUGACUGCUGGAGUCAGUUACAAAUUCUGCAUCACUGCUGUGGCAGCAGAUCAAUCAACAGAAGGAGAAACUGUCUGCAUCUCAAACUAUACCAAGCCAGAUGUGAUCAGGAAUCUCAUAGUAAACAACAUCACAACAUCAUCUGUGUUUCUGAGAUGGAAUGAACCAGGAGGAAAAAGAGAUUUCUUUAAAAUUCAAUGGACCGAUGAUAAAACAAAUAGAAAUUCAACAACGAACACUUCCUAUAACAUCACUGAUCUGACUGCUGGAGUCAGUUACAAAUUCUGCAUCACUGCUGUGGCAGCAGAUCAAUCAACAGAAGGAGAACCUGUCUGCAUCUCAAACUAUACCAAGCCAGAUGUGAUCAGGAAUCUCACAGUAAACAACAUCACAACAUCAUCUGUGUUUCUGACAUGGAAUGAACCAGCUGGAAAUAGAGAUUUCUUUAAACUUCGCUGGACUGAUGAUAAAACAAAUGAAACUAGUGACACUUUCUAUAACAUCACUGAUCUGACUGCUGGAGUCAAUUACACAUUCUGCAUCACUGCUGUGGCAGCAGAUCAAUCAACAGAAGGAGAACCUGUCUGCAUCUCAAACUAUACCAAGCCAGAUGUGAUCAGGAAUCUCACAGUAAACAACAUCACAACAUCAUCUGUGUUUCUGACAUGGAAUGAACCAGCUGGAAAUAGAGAUUUCUUUAAACUUCGCUGGACUGAUGAUAAAACAAAUGAAACUAGUGACACUUUCUAUAAUAUCAUUGAUCUGACUGCUGGAGUCAAUUACACAUUCUGCAUCACUGCUGUGGCAGCAGAUCAAUCAACAGAAGGAGAACCUGUCUGCAUCUCAAACUAUACCAAACCAGAUGUGAUCACGAAUCUCAGAGUGACCAAUAUCACAACAUCAUCUGUGUUUCUGAGAUGGAAUGAACCUGAUGGAAAUAGAUCUUUCUUUAAACUUCAACGGACCGAUGAUAAUACAAAUAAAACUACUACUUACACUUCCUAUAACGUCACUGGUCUAAAUGCUGGAGUCAAUUACACAUUCUGCAUCACUGCUGUGGCAGCAGAUCAAUCAACAGAAGGAGAACCUGUCUGCAUCUCACAAUUUACCAAGCCAGAUGUGAUCAGGAAUCUCAGAGUGACCAAUAUCACAACAUCAUCUGUGUUUCUGAGAUGGGAUGAACCUGAUGGAAAUAGAUCUUUCUUUAAACUUCAACGGACCGAUGAUAAUACAAAUAAAACUACUACUUACACUUCCUAUAACAUCACUGGUCUGACUGCUGGAGUCAAUUACACAUUCUGCAUCACUGCUGUGGCAGCAGAUCAAUCAACAGAAGGAGAAACUGUCUGCAUCUCACAAUUCACAAAGCCAGAUGUGAUCAGGAAUCUCAGAGUGACCAAUAUCACAACAUCAUCUGUGUUUCUGAGAUGGGAUGAACCUGAUGGAAAUAGAUCUUUCUUUAAACUUCAACGGACUGAUGAUAAAACAAAUAAAACUACUACUAAUACUUCCUAUAACAUCACUGAUCUGACUGCUGGAGUCAAUUACACAUUCUGCAUCACUGCUGUGGCAGCAGACAAAUCAACAGAAGGAGAAACUGUCUGCAUCUCACAAUUCACAAAGCCAGAUGUGAUCAGGAAUCUCAGAGUGACCAAUAUCACAACAUCAUCUGUGUUUCUGAGAUGGAAUGAACCUGAUGGAAAUAGAUCUUUCUUUAAACUUCAACGGACUGAUGAUAAAACAAAUAAAACUACUACUAAUACUUCCUAUAACAUCACUGAUCUGACUGCUGGAGUCAAUUACACAUUCUGCAUCACUGCUGUGGCAGCAGACAAAUCAACAGAAGGAGAAACUGUCUGCAUCUCACAAUUCACAAAGCCAGAUGUGAUCAGGAAUCUCAGAGUGACCAAUAUCACAACAUCAUCUGUGUUUCUGACAUGGACUGAACCUGAUGGAAAUAGAUCUUUCUUUAAACUUCAACGGACUGAUGAUAAAACAAAUAAAACUACUACUAAUACUUCCUAUAACAUCACUGGUCUGACUGCUGGAGUCAAUUACACAUUCUGCAUCACUGCUGUGGCAGCAGACAAAUCAACAGAAGGAGAAACUGUCUGCAUCUCACAAUUCACAAAGCCAGAUGUGAUCAGGAAUCUCAGAGUGACCAAUAUCACAACAUCAUCUGUGUUUCUGACAUGGACCGAACCUGAUGGAAAUAGAUCUUUCUUUAAACUUCAACGGACUGAUGAUAAAACAAAUAAAACUACUACUAAUACUUCCUAUAACAUCACUGGUCUGACUGCUGGAGUCAAUUACACAUUCUGCAUCACUGCUGUGGCAGCAGACAAAUCAACAGAAGGAGAAACUGUCUGCAUCUCACAAUUCACAAAGCCAGAUGUGAUCAGGAAUCUCAGAGUGACCAAUAUCACAACAUCAUCUGUGUUUCUGACAUGGACCGAACCUGAUGGAAAUAGAUCUUUCUUUAAACUUCAACGGACUGAUGAUAAAACAAAUAAAACUACUACUAAUACUUCCUAUAACAUCACUGGUCUGACUGCUGGAGUCAAUUACACAUUCUGCAUCACUGCUGUGGCAGCAGACAAAUCAACAGAAGGAGAAACUGUCUGCAUCUCACAAUUCACAAAGCCAGAUGUGAUCAGGAAUCUCAGAGUGACCAAUAUCACAACAUCAUCUGUGUUUCUGACAUGGACCGAACCUGAUGGAAAUAGAUCUUUCUUUAAACUUCAACGGACUGAUGAUAAAACAAAUAAAACUACUACUAAUACUUCCUAUAACAUCACUGGUCUGACUGCUGGAGUCAAUUACACAUUCUGCAUCACUGCUGUGGCAGCAGACAAAUCAACAGAAGGAGAAACUGUCUGCAUCUCACAAUUCACAAAGCCAGAUGUGAUCAGGAAUCUCAGAGUGACCAAUAUCACAACAUCAUCUGUGUUUCUGACAUGGACCGAACCUGAUGGAAAUAGAUCUUUCUUUAAACUUCAACGGACUGAUGAUAAAACAAAUAAAACUACUACUAAUACUUCCUAUAACAUCACUGGUCUGACUGCUGGAGUCAAUUACACAUUCUGCAUCACUGCUGUGGCAGCAGACAAAUCAACAGAAGGAGAAACUGUCUGCAUCUCACAAUUCACAAAGCCAGAUGUGAUCAGGAAUCUCAGAGUGACCAAUAUCACAACAUCAUCUGUGUUUCUGACAUGGACUGAACCUGAUGGAAAUAGAUCUUUCUUUAAACUUCAACGGACUGAUGAUAAAACAAAUAAAACUACUACUAAUACUUCCUAUAACAUCACUGAUCUGACUGCUGGAGUCAAUUACACAUUCUGCAUCACUGCUGUGGCAGCAGAUCAAUCAACAGAAGGAGAAACUGUCUGCAUCUCACAAUUUACCAAGCCAGAUGUGAUCAGGAAUCUCAGAGUGACCAAUAUCACAACAUCAUCUGUGUUUCUGAGAUGGAAUGAACCAGCUGGAAAAAGAAAUUUCUUUAAAAUUCAAUGGACCGAUGAUAAAACAAACAGAAAUUCAACAACGAACGCUUUCUAUAACAUCACUGAUCUGACUGCUGGAGUCAAUUACACAUUCUGCAUCACUGCUGUGGCAUCAGACGAAUCAACAGAAGGAGAACCUGUCUGCAUCUCAAACUAUAUCAAGCCAGAUGUGAUCAGGAAUCUCACAGUGACUGAUGUCACAGCAUCAUCUGUGCUUCUGACAUGGGAUGAACCAGGAGGAAAAAGAGAUUGUUUUAGAAUUCAAUGGACGGAUGAGAAAAGGACGAAUAACAAAGAAACAAAGACAAUUAAUAACACUUCCUAUCACAUCACUGAUCUGACUGCUGGAGUCAAUUACACAUUCUGCAUCACUGCUGUGGCAUCAGACAAAUCAACAGAAGGAGAACCUGUCUGCAUCUCACACUGUACCAUUUCCCCUAACAAGGAUUCUGAGAUUCCAGUGACUGUUGGCGUAGUUUUGGCAGUGAUCUGUUUUCUCAUCAUCAUGACUCUCAUUCUCUUCUUCUAUUCAAGAAGACAAACCAAACAAUGUCCCGACAUCCCUGUACACACCAUUAGUGAUAUUGCUUUGAGAAUAGAAGAUUAUGAAGAGUACUUUAAGCAGAAGCAUGCGGAUUCCAACUGUGGUUUUGCUGUAGAGUAUGAGGAGUUGAAAACAGUUGGAACGGCACAGUCCAAAAACACUGCCCUGGCUAUUGAAAACAAGCCGAAGAACCGUUACAGCAAUGUGCUACCUUAUGAUGCUUCAAGAGUGAAGUUAUCAAUGUGUGGCAGUCCCUUUGAUGACUAUAUCAAUGCCAACUACAUCCCAGGCUAUAAUUCAAGAAAAGAGUUUAUAGCAGCUCAGGGUCCGCUGCCCGUCACAGUGAAUGAAUUCUGGAGAAUGAUCUGGGAGAAGAAUAUCUACACCAUAGUGAUGCUGACCAAAUGCAAUGAGAUGGGACGAGUGAAAUGUGAGAAGUACUGGCCAUCUGGGACCAAUCAUUAUCAAAACAACUCUGUGACAACCACCUCAGAGAUAGAACUGGAGAGCUGGACCAUAAGAGACUUCAGAAUCAAAAAUGUGAAAACAGCAGAAACUCGCUACGUACGUCAGUUCCACUUCACUGCGUGGCCGGAUCAUGGAGUUCCACAGACCACUGAAGUCCUCAUUGACUUCAGACACCUGGUCAGAGAACACAUGGACCAGUACUCACGCCACUCUCCAACUGUGGUGCACUGCAGUGCCGGUGUGGGAAGAACAGGGACCUUCAUAGCCAUUGACCACCUGAUCUUCCAGAUUGAAAGAGACAGCAUGGUGGACAUCUACGGAAUUGUUAAUGAUAUGCGCAUGCACAGGCCUCUCAUGGUGCAGACUGAGGAGCAGUAUGUUUACCUCCACCAGUGUGCGUAUGACAUAAUUCGAUCAAGAACUGGGACCAACGUGGACUUAAUUUACCAGAACGCAGCAGCUCUCAGUAUCUAUCAGAAUGUAGAAUAUCAAAAAUCAUAAAUGUCCAUUUAAAACUGCAGAAAUUUAAGCAUAUUUUAAGUUUCACAUGUACAUGAUGAGCAUAUAUAUAUAUAUAGAUAGAUAGAUAUAGAUAUCCUUUACAUAUAGCUGGAUGUAAUUUAUUUCUUGCACAAUACUCAAAACUUUUGAGUAAUAGUUUAAUUUUAAUGAAUACAUUUAAAAUGUUACACUGUAAAAAUACAGCCAUUUUCUAUAAUAAUAAUUUAAAGUAAACAGCAAGUAAUUGUAUUUAUGAUAUUUCAAUCAAGAUAUCUUUAUUUUUUUAUCUUUAUGUCCAAAAGAGAAAUUUGUAUAAUUUGACAUAAUAUAUUUACUGCGAUAUCAAACAUCUGUACAUUUUAGUACUGACAUGAUUUAGGGCCUUGUGGGAUCCCGAGUUUUAAAAAUCUUUUAUGUCUACAAAGUUAUUUAGAGAAAUGUAAUGUAUCAUGCAUUAUUUAACAAUUUAGAGCAGAAACAAAAUAAUUUUUCUUUUUUUUACAAACUAGAAGGCACUCCCAACCUAUCAGUGUACACAGGAAAUAUUGUGUGCUGUUAUAUUGAUAAUUAGAAAUUAAGAAAAUAGGACUGAUAUGGUACUGUUUAGUUAUUAAUAUGUUGUAGAUUUUGCAGUGUGCAUGAAGCUCAACCUGCUGUGCUGGAUAUGAGCAUUUGCUUGGGAUUUGUAAUUAAUGUUGCAUUUUAUUUUUAUACAGUUAGUUUCAGCCUUCUAAUUUGAUAAGACGAGCAGCGUUGCAGGAGUGCUAAUGGCUAACUAUCCAAAUUAUGUCUUAAAUGUAAGUAACUACAUUAAUGUCCUAUUUACUGCACAUUUAUUUAAAAGCAAUCACACCUGCAAACUGGGCUAUUAUUAUAGUAAGCACAGCUGGGAUUAGCUGCAAUCUGUGACAUAUUUUGUAAAGCACUGUUUAAGCUAUUUUUACUGUUUAUACUAUACUGUUUAUGAUCAAUACUUGGAAUACUUUUAUUUAACAUUUUAUUUGUAUUUGAACAACAGUGCACUAGCAUCACUUUCACACUGGAGAUGGUUUCUAGCUUCUGUAGCGUUAUUUGUGUGUAUGGAUACUAUUUAACGAAGCUUCUGGUAUAUAGGAAGUAUCUUUACUGUACCUCUUUUUGGUUUUAAUGAUCCUUUCUUUGGGAAGAUUCUGAUAAAUGUCGGAAACAAUGAACACAUAAUGAAUAACAAAUAAAUUCAUUUUAAAACUA
Onychostoma macrolepis is the source of this 8501-nucleotide messenger RNA. RefSeq names its product receptor-type tyrosine-protein phosphatase eta-like. Gene Ontology annotation, biological process: protein dephosphorylation. The record is from RefSeq and is a predicted model, not a curated record. Gene Ontology annotation, molecular function: protein tyrosine phosphatase activity; protein binding. NCBI's taxonomy places the organism in Eukaryota, Metazoa, Chordata, Actinopteri, Cypriniformes, Cyprinidae.